Loa loa (African eye worm) is the source of this 1890-nucleotide messenger RNA. RefSeq lists its product as hypothetical. Gene Ontology annotation, cellular component: RZZ complex. The record is from RefSeq and is a predicted model, not a curated record. Lineage: Eukaryota; Metazoa; Nematoda; Chromadorea; Rhabditida; Onchocercidae. Gene Ontology annotation, biological process: mitotic spindle assembly checkpoint signaling; protein localization to kinetochore. The transcript is spliced from 13 exons. The coding region runs from base 1 to 1890 and encodes 629 amino acids.
AUGGGAAAGGAAGUCGUGAUAAUCGAUCGUCUUUUAGAAUCUGAUUGCAAAGUUUCUUUGCCUACAGAGGAAGGGAGAAGCACCUUGUCAGAAUUUAAAGAUCAAGUACAGGACUGUGAAGAGCAGAAUUCUCAAAACAGUUCGGAAAUUGGCACUUCACCUUUGAAAUAUGAAUUUUUAACAUUGUCGAAACUGCAGACAAAGAAUACAUCAAAGGUUUUGAUCGACGAAUGUUAUUCUUUUGCAAUAAAACAGUUUGCUUUGUCUUCGCUGAAAGCAUCAGAAGCUCGUUCACUUGCUGGCAAACUUAUCAUCGAUGGAAUCUUAUUUAAUACGGAAACAGUCCCAGAUCCAGUUAUUUGGAUUUCCUGUGAUAGUAGUGAUUACCUGCAUACAUGUUUGUUAGGUAUGUGCAGGACAAAUGAUGGUACUGCGACAUACCAUGUUAGAACAUUGCCAUUAAAUUACACAGGUGCCGUCAAGUUUUUGGAGGAUUACAUGGAACGCUUCUAUGAUUCCUACAGGGCCUCUCCAGACACAGCUUAUUGUACAUAUGAUGUUAUCCCGAAAACAGUUACUACCGAUCGAGACAACCAAAACAGAGUGUCGGGAUUUGUAGAACUUCAUGUAUCAUGGACACUUGCAAAUAUAAAUCGUUUUUCUGAUGGAAUACUUUCCAAACCUAUUCCGUCAGCUUCUGUCGUUGCUAAGAUAUCACCAGGUUGGCUUGAUGUGCGUUUGCCGCAACUUGAUCUGGCUGGUGAAUUGGAACUGGUGCUAACUCUAGGACGUGCACUGCGAACCGGCAAAAUGACUUGGCCAAAUGUGGGUUUUGAUCGAAUGCAUGAGGAUGAGAAGCUUAUAAACUCUGCGUUACAAUCUCUACUUAAUCAAACUUCGACUUUUUCCAGAAAUAAAAAUUUGGAAGAAAAUGUUCCAUUGGAUGUGCCUCAUGAUUUCACAGAAGAACUGUGGCUUAUACUGCAUUAUUGCCAUUCAAAUCAAGAUCUCAUAAAAGCCUUAAGAUAUGUUUUUGAUGCUUUGAAAGCAGGAUAUAAGAAUACCUUGAUACUUACAAAUAAUAGGUGUACGAUGGCACGUUUAUUGCGCGAUGCAUGUGCCAACGACUUGUUGUUACCGCGUUUAGAGGGUCUUACACCAAUACAAAUUUAUUUGGAAAUGGGUCUGGAGCGGUUGCGAAGAGCUUGCAUGGAUGAAUUUUUAAAUAGAGAGUACUUUGGAUCUGUUGCUGAAAUUGAUGCAGUUUUUGAUUGCUGCAUGGGGAAGGAACCGCAGGAUCAGGCCGAUGCACUUUUUCUGUUCUAUAACAGUCUUUUGAUAGUGAAUACAUGUAAGCAAUAUCUUCGAUUGGAUCGUCAUCAUAUAAAUAUCAUUGCAAGGCAAGUUCUUGGGCAAUACAACAAGCUGAACAUAUCUCCUACAACUGACGACAUAACCGAGAAAAUGAUAGAACAAAUGACUUUUACACCUAAUUCCAGGCUGUCAUUUACGGACAUCUUCAAACCUGUGCAUGAAAAUAGAUUUCCGAAAGUUUGGAAAUCAGAAGUUACAGUUGAAACAACUAAUAAACAAGGUUGGAUAGCGCGCUGCAUGAUUUUAUGCUUACGUACUUGCUGGUUACCGUUCAUCAAAAAAACUGAAACUAAUGAUGUUGCAUCCGAGAAACAAGGUCCUGAUGUGAAAAGCAGUGUCGUAGAACUCGAUAGUUCACAGAAAAAUAAGAACCAAACAGUGCUUCAAAGUUCCAUUCCAGAAAAAAUAAUUUUUUGUUCAAGCGACGAAGAAAAAUUAAAACUGGAUACAGCUCUACGUCAUUAUGAGAUCACUGUUGUUACCGGCAGUUUUAUCACACCAUUAUCAAGAUGUUGA